Molecule: messenger RNA, 4132 nt
Organism: Paramecium sonneborni
Lineage: Eukaryota; Ciliophora; Oligohymenophorea; Peniculida; Parameciidae
Source: the annotation of a GenBank genome assembly
AUGAAGAAAGUAGGGGUUUAUAAUGAGAUUGAGGAGAGAGAGCUUUUGGCAAAAAAUGAGAAAUUUAAGGAAUGCAAUUUUUUAUUCACUAAUAUUAGUCUAUUGAUUGAACUCAUAAAUAAGAAAUCAGAUCAACUUGAGAAUUCAGAUUUGCAAUACUUUUUGGAGCCUAAUUUAAAACCUUAGUUGGCGAUAAAUAUGGUUGAAAGGUAUAAAGUAAUUUAAUAAUAGAAUAUAAAUUGAAGAAUUAGAGAGAAGAAAAAGAAAUAAUUUAAGUUUAGAGAGAGAAUACAAAACUCCUACUUUUUAUAUUUUAAAAUCAUUAUUCCUUCGGAAAUUUAUAUUUAUAGGAUUUUUAACAUUUAUAGAUAAAGCAAUAUAAAUUGGAUCGAUAUAUUUGUUAGAUUAAGUGACGGACUCGAUUAAGGAUUAUAAUCUUCCAAAAGAAAAUCACCAUAUUUUAAAACCGAUUUUAUUAUUACUGACUAUGACAAUUGUAUAUACGUUUGGGACAUAUAUAGGGUCUAUUUCAAACGAUUAUUAAAAUCAAUUUACUUCAUUAUUAAAAAUAGUUGGGCAAUAUUUGAUAUAUUAGAAAGCAUUAAGAACAAAAUACCUUUAGGAAACAGUCUAAAAAUAAAAGGAAGAUAAAAAGGAUGGAGAUGAGGAAUAUAUAGCAAAUGUAAAUAAUUUGUUGACAGUUGAUACAGAGGAGCUUUCGUAUAUGUAUUGGGAUAUAUUAGGAUGUAAUAAAAAUAGAAAUAAUUAUAGUAUCUUCAUCCUUGAUCACAAUAUGCAUAGUUCUUUAUAUGUUAUAUCUGAAAUUAGGGAAUGCAAUUUGGACUGGAUUGAUAAUUCUAGUUUGCGUGUUGAUUUUUAAUUCGCUAACAACAACAUUUUCAAUUGUAAAGAAUGAAAUUUUAUGUUUAGAUUUUUUAUCGAAAGGCUUUAGUCCAAAAAGAUAGUAGAUUAACAUUAUCUUCUGAUGUGAUAGAAGGUAUGAAAUAGAUAAAAUAUUUAUCUUGGGAAUAAACUUUCUACAAUAAAAUAUUGGCAAUUAGAAAAAAAGAAUUUGGAUUUAUAAAAUGGCAGAAGAUAAUCGAUAUAAUAAAUAAUGUGUAAUGGUAGAGUAUAAGUUAUAUAUUGCUUUACUUUUUUUUAUCUAAUUAUGCAGAAAAAAAUGGAGAUGAUGCGUUAAAAUCUACGAAUGUUUUUACAAUAAUUGCUUUAUUUAAUUUAUUAACAUUUCCAUUAAGUGUGAUUCCUCAUUCAAUUAAUAAAUUAAUAAAUACAAUACUAUCUUAUUAGAGAAUAAAAACAUAUUUAGAUCUUAAGGAAAUAAAUGAGGAAGAAAUAAUAAGAUAUAAGAAUUGUAUUGGAGAGGAAUACGUGAUAGAAAUACCUGAGAUAGCUUUCAAAUGGCCAUCAAAAAAGUAGCAUUUUGAAGAGAAUGAAGGAUUCUAAUUAAGGUUAGCAGAAAUUAAAAUAAAAAAGAAUACUUUGAAUAUGAUAAUAGGACGAAUAGGAUGUGGAAAGACAGCAUUAUUAAAUGCAAUUCUAAAUGAAAUGGAUAUAAUAGAUUAGAAUUAAGAUAGUUUGAAAGUUAGGGGAAGCGUAGCUUAUGUAAGUUAAAAUCAUUGGUUAUAAAAUAUGUCCAUAAGAGAUAACAUUUUGUUUGGUAAGUCUUAUGAUAAAGAAUUGUAUGAGAAAUGUAUAGAAGCAUGUGAUUUUAUGCCAGAUUUACUUACAUUUCCAAAAAGAGACUAAUAUAUUUUGGGACCAGAUGCAAAGAAUAUAAGUGGUGGAUAAAAGCAAAGAAUUUCAUUGUGUAGAUCUUUAUAUUAAAAUUGUGAUAUCUAUUUAAUGGAUGAUAUAUUUUCUUCAUUAGAUAUGCAAGUUGCUGAUAAAGUGUUUAAUAAAGGAAUUAAAUAAAUGUUAUUAGAAUAAGGAAAGACAGUUUUGAUGAUUACUUCUUAAUUUAGAUUCAUAGAGAUGUACAAUAAAUGCAAUAUUAUUUAUAUGGUUCAUGGUUCUAUUUGUUAAGAUGAAUAAUUAUUACAUUAAUUUAUGUCAUAAGAGAAAGAGAAAUAGCAUAAAAUAGAACUUGAAUAAUUAGAAAAAAACUAAAAGAAAUUUAUCCAUUAAUAACUGAAAGUUAUUUAAUCACAAGAGAUUGAUUAAGAUAUACUUCUAAAUGAGUCAGAAAAUAAAAACAAAAAUGAAGUAGAGGAAGAAGAAAGAGAAAGUGAUGAAAUAGCGGGAGAAACUGUUUUAUAUUAUAUAUCUUAAAUGAGUUAUGUUUUAGUAGCAUUUGCUAUAUUGUUGUCAAUUAUUCUUAUGUUAAGUAGAAAUUUGAUAGAUUUUUGGAUUAGAGCAUAAAUCAGUGUUGAUAAUCAUUCAUUUGAUUUUUUUAAUCAUUUGUUUGGAGUUUCAUUUAAGAGUUAAUUUUUUUGGUUAAUAUUCAUAUUUGUUAUGAUUACAUUUGCGACUGGAAUCAUUAUAAAAAUCUGUACCUUGUUGGGUGGUUGGAGAACAUUCAAACUUUUAAAUCAAAGUAUUAUGAAUUCUAAAAUGGUAUUCUUUGAUAAUAAUGCUUAAGGCAGAAUUAUCAAUAGAUUAUCAAAUGAUACAUUAAUCAUUGAUGAUGAACUUCCUUGGUUAGUUGAAGUACUUAUAAUGUCAGUGCUUGCAUGUAUAGGUUAUCCUAUUGGAAUUAUCAUUCUCUUUCCAUGGCUUAUUUUUAUUAUCAUUAUUGAACUUUUAACUUUUAGAUGGUUAUAAAAAUACUUUAGAAAAAGUAAUCGAGAUCUUAAAAGAAUUUAAUCCACUAAUGAAGGCAAAAUUAUUUCCCAUCUCACUGAAACUAUUGAAGGUUUAAGAACUAUUAGAGCAUUUGAAAAAUAAUAAUAUUUUAUUCAAAAAUACAUUAUUAAGCUUACUGAAUCUAUUUGCUCUUCUGUUAAUAGUAGAAGAGUUAGUUGUUGGUUAUCUGUCAGAUUACAUUUACUAAGUAACUUAAUUUUCUUAGCUGUUUCAAUAACAAUUAUUCUUAUGAUGCUCUUUAAAAUUGAAAUUGAUUAUGCUACUUGUGCUAUGACACUUACUUAUGCUGUACUUAUAACUAAUGAAUUCAAUGAUACAAUGAAUUGGUUUAUUUAAAGUGAAGCAAAAAUGGUUUCAGUAGAAAGAAUUAGAUAAUAUUUUAAUAAUCCUUAAGAAAAAUAUAAUAGUGUUGUUUAAAUAAAUCCCCAAGUCUCAUAAAUUAUUAGAUAGUAAGUGCCAAAUAAAAAAUAAAAUAUUUAUCCUAAUCAGUAUGCGAUAGUAUUCAAUGAUGUCACACUAACAUAUGAUGAUGUUUUACAAAGCUAAAAUGUCAAAUAUGCAUUAAAGAACUUUUCUCUAUUUAUUAAAAAAGGAGAGAAAAUAGCGUUUGUUGGUAGAACAGGAGCUGGAAAAACUUCAAUUUUUAAUAUUUUAUUCAGAUUAUAUGAUUUUCAAUAAGGACAUAUAUUUAUAAAUGGUGAAGAUGUAUUUUAUUUAAUUAACAAAAUAUUAGAUUUAAAAAAUGUAAUUGAGAGAUGUGAGAUAAUUACUAUCUAUAGUUCCUCAAUUUGGAUUCUUGUACAAUGCUAAUUUGAGAGAUAAUAUCGAUCCAUAAGGGAAAUUAACUAAUUAAUAAAUUGAAUAAGCAUUUAAUAAUACAUAGUUUAGAAUUAGAGGUAUAAUGUAGGAUUCUACAUAAAUAAAUAGUACAAGUUAAGAAGAAAUUUAAAAAUCCUCAACAAAUAUUAAUUUUAUGAUUGCUAAAUCUGGAGGGAACCUAUCAAAUGGAGAAAAAUAAGUAAUUAAUUUUAUGAGAGUAAUCUUAUAAAAUAAAGAUAUUGUUUGUUUAGAUGAAGCCACUUCAAAUAUGGAUCCAAAAACAGAUGAAGAAUUACAUAAGACAUUAUUUAAUUAUGUAUAGGGUGGUAAUAAAACAUUACUCGUUAUUACUCAUAGACUUGAAAAUAUUUAAUAAUAUGAUAGAAUUGCUGUUUUAGAGAAAGGAGAGAUAGUUGAAUUAGGAACUUACGAAGAACUUAUCUAAUUGAAUGGUUGGUUUGUUAGAUUAGUUAAUUAAAAUAAUGAAUGA